Molecule: messenger RNA, 5655 nt
Organism: Lactuca sativa (garden lettuce)
Lineage: Eukaryota; Viridiplantae; Streptophyta; Magnoliopsida; Asterales; Asteraceae
Biological process (GO): DNA repair; telomere maintenance
Molecular function (GO): DNA helicase activity
Source: RefSeq, a predicted model, not a curated record
AUGAAUAACUGUCGAAAACGUAAGCUUAGUGACUGUGGGUCUCCCUCUUUUGCUUCUGUUGCUCCUCUUUUGCGCAGGAGUCGACGAUCUCGAUUUUUUACUUCUGUUGCGCUUCCUACGUAUUAUGACUGUGGGGAUUGUAUAUGUGUUUGUGAAUUUUGUGGAGCUUUGUUUUGGUAUAUUGAAAGGCUUGGAAAUCGUUGUCAAACUAAUCGUCCUAAGUAUAAUCACUGUUGUAAAGGAGCUUCUGUUGUGUUACCUCUUCCGCGAAUGCCUCCUCCUGAACUUUAUAACCUUUAUACAGAUGCUAAUUUUUUGAAUGACAUUAGAGGUUAUAAUAGUAUGUUUUCCAUGACGUCUUUUGGGUCUAUUGUUGACGAGGAUAUUAACAACGGUCAUGGUCCAUAUGUUUUUAAGGUUUCUGGUCAGGUUUGUCAUUGGAUAGGGUCUUUGUGUCCUGAUGAGUCUAAAGGUCCAAGGUUCUUGCAGUUGUAUGUUGUCGAUACUGCUAAUGAGGUUUCUAAUCGGUUGAAAGCCUUUCACACCUCUACUAAAAAAGGUUUAGAUGGUGCUGUUGUAAAAAUUCUAAUGGAAUCCCUUUCAAUUCAUAAUGAAUAUGUUAGGACAUUCAAAACAGCUAAAGAAAUGGCUGAAGCUAUGAAAUUAGAUUCCUAUGCAGUUCGUUUGUUCAGUGACGUCCCUGAUCGUAGGUAUGGUUGCCCAGCUGCUGGUAGUUUAGGUUGUAUUGUUACUGGCGAUGACAGUAAUUGUAGCAAGUAUGACAUCAUUGUUCACUCGAAAUCUGGUAUUCCUCAACGAGUAAGUAAACUUCACCCAAGUUAUAUGCCACUACAAUAUCCUUUGCUUUUCCCAUUUGGUGAGGAGGGUUGGUCUCCACGUUUGAAAUUACGUAAUGAGACGGGGAACAGUGUUAGGAACCUCACGGUAAACAUGUAUUAUAGUUAUCAAAUCCAUGCACGUCGAGGUAUGUAUUCUCUUAUACUCAAUUCCGGUCGGCUUUUCCAACAGUACCUUGUCGACGCUUAUACUUGUAUUGAAGCUGGUCGGUUAGAUUAUGUCUUAAACAAUCAGGACCAUUUACGAUCCGAAUUUUUGUCCGGUCUUUAUGAUGCCCUCUCUAAAGGGGAUAGAGAGAACCGUUUCGUGGGUAAACGUGUUUUCUUACCUGCAUCAUUUGUUGGUGGUCCCCGAUAUAUGUACAGUCAUUAUCAAGACGCCUUAUCGAUUUGUAGAGUGUAUGGGAAUCCACAAUACUUUAUUACAUUUACAUGCAAUGUCAAGUGGCCAGAGAUAAGACGACACAUGGAAAGUUAUGGUCAGCGUGAUGCUCACAAUAGACCUGACAUCAUAACUAGGGUUUUCGAGAUGAAAGUGGCUGCCUUUAUUAACUUUCUAAAAGAAGAUAAAACUUUUGGCGAACUUCAAGCACAUUUGUACACUAUUGAGUUCCAAAAGCGAGGAUUACCGCAUUGUCACACACUUCUGUGGGUGUCGAAAUCAGAUUCUAUCCAAGAACCUGCUGAUAUUGACAGCUUUAUAAGUGCUGAACUUCCAGAUCCUGUUUCAGAAGCAUUGUUGCAUCGGACAGUGACAACGUGUAUGAUCCAUGGUCCGUGUGGUCCAUUAAAUAAUAAAGCUCCUUGUAUGAAGGAUGGGAAAUGUAGCAAGCGUUUUCCGAAACCGUUUCGUGACGCUACAACUUUUGAUGACGAAGGUUACGCACACUACAAAAGGGAUGCAGUGAGACGUCAUACAAUGCAAAAUGGUAUUGUUAUCGAUAACAGAUAUGUUGUCCCAUAUAACAAGCGGUUGUGUAGUCGGUUCGAUGCGCAUAUAAACGUCGAAUAUUGUGGCUGGAAUAUGAUGGUCAAAUAUAUAUUCAAAUAUAUUUCAAAAGGGGUUGAACGUGUUAGAUUUGUUGUUCAAAAGAGUGAGGCGGCCGACUCUGGUGAUCCAAAUUCACAGGUUCGAGUUUUGAACGAAGUCCAAAACUUUCUAGAUGCACGUUAUAUAUGUCCUCAUGAGGCCGCAUGGAGAAUCUUUAAUUUCGACAUCCAUCGACGGAAUCCCCCUGUCAUGAUAUUACCUGUCCACUUACUAAAUAUGCAACAUGUUAUGUUCAAAGAGGCUGGUAGAAUAGAAGAUGUCCUUCGCAAUCCUGGUUUUGCAAGAACACUACUACUUGGAUGGUUUGACAGCAAUGCAAGAGAUCCACAAGGUCGAGAUCUUACGUAUAUAGACUACCCAAAUAGAUACGUGUGGGAUGCUAGAUCAAAGGAAUGGGGACAAAGAGUUUUAGAAUCUUCAAAAAGUAUAGGUAGGCUUGUGUUUGUCCAUCCAUCUUCGGGAGAGUUAUUCUAUCUUCGGAUGUUACUCUGUCAUCAAAAAGGAUGCACAUCUUAUGAAGAUGUUCGUACGGUGCAUGGUCAUCUUCAUCCAACUUUUCGAAGUGCAUGUAACACACUAGGGUUAAUAGGUGAGGACAUGGAAUGGCUGACGGCCUUCAUUGAAGCUUCAUCAUGGGCUACUUCUUCACAGUUACGUUCCCUCUUCUGUCAUCUAUUGCUUUUUUGUGAUGUAAGUAAUCCACAAUCACUUUGGGAUGUUGCAUGGCGGAAGAUGAUAGAUGAUUACUUGCUUAAACUAAAAACCGAGUUCCCAGAUAAACGAUUUCAUAUGAAUGAUGAUAUAGUGCAGCAACAACUCCUUUUUGAACUAGAAAAUGCACUCCGAUCUUCUACACCUUCUAGAUCGUUAGCUGACUUCCAUUUACCCGUGCCAAAUCCGGAUACUAUUGUAGUCCUGCAAAAUCGUCUCUUGCUAGAAGAGUCAAGUUAUGAUAAGGAGUCCUUGCAACACCAACACUCACAAAUGUUUCUACAAUUAAAUGAAGAUCAGAUGCGUAUUUAUAAGACCGUUGUCAUAUCCGAAGAAAACAAAAAACAGGUGUUGCUUUUUGUGUACGGACAUGGUGGGACUGGAAAGACAUUUUUAUGGACUACAUUACUUGCAUACUUCAGGUCUAUUGGGAAAAUCGUUCUUGCAGUGGCUGCUUCGGGAAUUGCAUCUCUACUUUUGCCUUCUGGAAGAACUGCUCACUCACGGUUUAACAUCCCAAUCAAUUUGGCUGAAAAAAAAUCAUGUGACAUCAAGAAAAGGACAUUACUUGGAGAUUUGCUCAAACGGACAUCCCUCAUUAUAUGGGACGAGGCACCGAUGAGCGACCGCCGAUGUUUUGAGUACCUCGAUCGAUCUCUUAGAGAUGUGUUGGAGUGUGAAAAACAACCUUUCGGUGGCAUUUCAGUUUUACUUGGUGGUGACUUCCGUCAAACACUUCCAGUUUCCCCAAAAAGUUCCCGAACUGAGAUUAUUGCAUUAACCCUUCCAAAUUCAUACCUGUGGUCAUAUUUUGAGGUCUGUACACUGCAUCACAACAUGCGCUUAACACAGACUACCACUGAUGUAAGUGAGGGUCUAUCCAUAGCUGCUUUCGCUGACUGGCUGCUUAACAUUGGGAAUGGAACUUUAGGUGUGCCAGAUGCAGACAAUCCACAUACUACAACCUGGGUAGAAAUACCACCUUCGCUUUUAAUACCAAUAGAUAGUGAGUCUUUGAAAAACCUAAUCCUCUUUGUCUAUGGAAAUAGACUGCUGGAUAAUCCCUCUCCAUCCGAUCUAUCUGUAAGGGCUAUUGUUUGUCCCACAAAUGACACUGCUGACAAGUUAAACGCAAUAAUUCUGGAAAUGGUAAAGACUGAUGAAAGGGUUUAUAAAAGUACAGACGCUAUGCAACCUAAUGGCAAAUAUACAUCAGAGUUAGAGGGUUUAUAUCCCAUUGAAUAUCUAAAUCAGCUAACCUUUGCUGGAAUCCCACCUCACACUCUCAAGCUGAAAAUAAAAGCUCCUAUUAUGUUGCUGAGAAACAUUAACCAGAGGGAAGGUUUGUGUAAUGGCACACGGUUAAUUGUUUCACAACUACUUCCAACCAUAAUUGAAGCAACAAUUAUAACAGGAACGUGCACUGGGAAGCGUGUAUACAUACCUCGCAUUAAAUUCGUUCACAAACCUGCUAAUCUACCGUUUGCCUUUGAACGUAAACAGUUCCCAAUUAAAAUUUGUUAUGCCAUGACAAUAAACAAAAGCCAAGGACAGUCACUAAAAAGGAUUGGCAUCUAUUUGCCACAGCCCGUAUUUACACAUGGUCAACUUUAUGUUGCAUUAUCAAGAGCAACAUCACCUACAUCCCUGAAAAUCCUAAUAAACAAUGACGAAUGUACACCUCAUAAUCAAACAAAAAAUGUCGUUUUUAAAGAUUUCUUAUCCAAAGUGAACUGUAAUGAGGGAGAUGCUAUACAGAUUCUGGGACAAAGAACAAAUCAGGGGUACAUAGAAUCAAUUUUCAAUAUCUCUAACUGCUACACAAUAUCAGAGUACACCUGUCCCUAUUUAGACGAGUAUCAGAAAGUUCUAGAAAACGAAAUCUAUAUGGAUGUUGGCCUGAUUUCCAUAAUUGUUCCUCUUCCUGACACUAUCACAAUCCCUGCAACCUGGUUCCGGUUUGCCUCGAAAACAGAUCUCCUCAACUUAGGUGAAAACCCGUCGUAUUAUCCAGAUUUCAUUGGCGUGCUAAAAAAAAUGAGAAAUUGCACAAAGCGUAAUGGAGAAGAAUUCGUUCUUCUAAUUCUUGCAGACGAAAGUGGUGAUGAAAUAGCGAUCAGUUUAUGGAAAGAGUGUAUUGAUGUUCGUGAGAAAUUCAGACCUGAAGAGUUGGCAACCCCUCCUGCGACAACAGUUGUUGCCAUUACAAAUAUAAAGCCUUCAUCAAUACACAUAGCAGGUACUUUAAGGUUCGGAUCAUCACCUGCCACACACGUAUAUGUCAAUCCCCCCAUCCAGGAGACAACACUUCUAAUCCACAGCUUCACUGGCCCUACACCCCCAACUUCCACAGCAUCUGGAGCACUAAAAACACUGCAUGAGCUAAACAGCAAGAUUCAUAGUGAACUGGUGGAUAAAACAUUCAAUGUAAAAGCUACACUGACAACAAUCACAUUCAAAGACUGCUGGUUCCAAGUACUAUGCACAACUUGCAAAGAUCCGAUUUUCAGGAAAAGCAAUUACUGGAGUUGCAGUGCUCACGGAAAAACACCCUCACCCAUAUUCCUGUAUAAACUAAUUACAACUCUGACGGACCCAACGGGUUCUCUAACUACAAUCAUGACCGAUGGCGCGGCUCAAAAACUAAUUGGUGCUACACCAGAAAAACUAAUGACUGAUGAUCAUGAAAGCAAUAAAAAGCUCCCACCAACACUUAUCAAUGAUCACGAGGGCACAUCAAAGACUAUGUCAAUCCAAAUGCUAAAAGGCUCUACAGCUGAAAACAUUCGUUUCAUAAUUGUUGACAUACAUGAAGUAACCAUGGUUAAUCAGUCAGUUGCACCGGUCACACCAACACAAGUUUCAACAACUACAACGACAGCAACACUAAUCACUCCAGCAGACCUUCAAGGUUCCGCAAAUGUUGAAAUCAAUCCUAUACUUGGAAUGGCAUCUACAACAUCACAAACAUCACACACAGCAAGAACAUUGACAUACGACACCGCUGGUACUUACAUAUCCACUUUACUUGGAUAA